Messenger RNA from Nomascus leucogenys (northern white-cheeked gibbon), 1021 nucleotides. It is a transcript of the gene RSRC1, whose product is annotated as arginine and serine rich coiled-coil 1. Bases 148 to 657 code for a protein of 169 amino acids. NCBI's taxonomy places the organism in Eukaryota, Metazoa, Chordata, Mammalia, Primates, Hylobatidae. Gene Ontology annotation, cellular component: cytoplasm; nucleus. The transcript has 7 exons. Gene Ontology annotation, biological process: alternative mRNA splicing, via spliceosome. The record is from RefSeq and is a predicted model, not a curated record.
UCGGCUGAAGCUGCCUGGCGCUAGAACCAGGAAGGCGCUGAGCUUAAACUGAAGCAAGUUCGGUGGACGCCGGCGGCGCCCUCAUCUAAAGAAACGUCUUAGAGUCUGCGGCGCUUGCACGUCAACGGAAGGUGUGAGCCCAAAGAAAUGGGACGUCGGUCAUCAGAUACUGAAGAAGAAAGCAGAAGCAAGAGAAAAAAGAAACACCGUAGACGGUCCUCCUCGAGUAGUUCUUCAGAUAGUAGAACAUACAGCCGAAAGAAAGGAGGAAGGAAAUCAAGAUCAAAGUCAAGAUCUUGGUCCAGAGAUCUUCAGCCUCGUUCACAUUCUUAUGAUAGAAGACGCAGGCAUCGAUCAAGCAGUAGCUCUUCUUAUGGCUCCAGAAGGAAACGAAGUCGAAGUCGUUCAAGGGGUCGAGGGAAAUCCUAUAGAGUUCAGAGGUCUAGGUCAAAAAGCAGAACAAGAAGGGAAUCUGGAAACAUCAAAGCUGGAUUAGAACAUCUGCCACCGGCUGAACAGGCCAAAGCCAGACUACAGCUGGUUCUUGAAGCUGCUGCAAAAGCUGAUGAAGCAUUGAAAGCCAAAGAAAGAAAUGAGGAAGAAGCAAAGAGAAGAAAGGAGGAAGGUAAAGAAAUGCUACUAAAAGAGUGCCUUUAAAGGAAACUGUGCUGCAAAAAUGAUUCCCAUGAUGCAUAUAUGAUUCCUGUCUGUGGAAUCAAAAGCUGAAGAUGGAUCAGUUAAUACCAUGCAAAGUCUUAUACUAUACUUCACCAUAUUCUUUGCAAAAUGAAACAGUAUAGCAGAGAUCGAAUAGAAUGGUUAUAGCUAAAGGCUGUAUAAUAUGUUUGAACGAUCUACACUUAUUGAGAAGAAAACUGAUGUUGAGUUAAAUAAGCUGGCAACACUGUCUACCCGUCAAGUUAUCUUAAAUUUAAUUUUUAGCAGAAAUAAGGAGAUAUAUCUAUUUACUAAAAAUAAAAAACAUACCAGUGUUCACAUCAGGAAAACAAGUUGGCAAGUG